ACUCCAGUGAAGACUGUGGGCAUAGGGAGUAUAGCUGAGGAUGAUGGGUUGACCUGGGAGGGUCUCUCACCUGAAAACUUGGAAAUUAUGGAAGACAUAAAGGUCCUUCAUUUUGUGCCAUCUGAGGCUCCAUCAUCUGGAAGGUCAAAGAAUGGAUAUGUUUUCCAGGAGAUGGAGUUGCGAGAUGUGGAGCGGGAGGAAUGUGUUGAGGGCAAAGUGGGGAACCAUGACAAUACACCUAAGGACCACCAUGACACUCCGAUCCAAACAGGGAUUUCAGUUCCAGAUGACCCUGUGGAUGACCCUGGGUUUGGGCUCCUGAACACAUCAAGAAAAUAUGUGAAGCCGAUGAACUUCCAGGAGGAAGUGCGCGGCCACCGGGAUCUAGAUGGCUUCCUGGCCCAGGCCAGUAUCCUAUUGGAUGAUAAGGCAACCACUCUAGACGAGGUGCUAAGGUGCAUGCUGACCCAUGUAACGGAAGACGGCCACGGGGGCUGUGACAUGGACGAGGUCAUGAACACUGUGUUCACAGACAGAGGAGGAGAUGAGGACAAUGUACAAUUGUUGUCCGAGACCAUUCAGGGUGUGACUGCUUCUGCCACUGGAGUCCGCUACCAGCAGUCCUGGCUCUGUGUCCUAUGCAAUGUGAAGAGCCUCCAGAGACGCCACGUCUGCAUCGCCCGUCUGGAGAGACCACAGAACUGGGGAGCAAACUGUUGUGAGGCUCGAUAUGUCAUCCUCAUUCUCUCCCCACCUAGAACGAAAAGCACCAAGACAGCUAUCGAGCUAGGCCGCACAUUCGCCACCAUGUUCUCAGACAUCUCCUUCAGACAGAAACUGCUGGACGCCAAGACCCAGGAGGAGUUCAAACAAGAGCUGGUGCACCAGCGUCAUCAUCUCUCCAUAGUCAAUGAGAAACCAGCUACAGAGAAGCAGAUGAUCCAUGCAGAAACGGACCCACGCAGCAAAAAAACACUAAAAUGUGCAGAUUUCUUUAAAGUUGGCCGAGGUAUCUAUGAGGAUCUUCGUCGGCGACUACCACUCUAUCCCUCAGACUUCACCGACGGUAUGUAUGGCAAAGACCGCUCCUGGUUGAAGUACACCACCACCGCCAUCUUCCUGUACAUUGCAAUUCUACUUCCUAACAUCGCCUUUGGUUCGCUGAACGAUGAAAGCACGCGGGGAGAGAUAGAUGUCCGGAAAGUCAUCGUUGGCCAGAGCAUCGGAGGAGUGAUCUACUCUCUGUUUGCUGGUGCUCCUUUGGUUAUCCCACUGACUACUGCACCCCUGGCCAUCUUUAUCAGCGUGAUCCGGGGAAUCUGUGAUGACUACGAUUUGGACUUCCCUGCCUUCUAUGCCUGCAUUGGCUUGUGGAACAGCUUCUUUCUCAUCCUGGGAGCACUUUUGAAUGUCAGUCUGUUCAUGAAGCUCUUCAAACGCUCAUCAGAGGAAAUCAUAGCCCUGUUCAUUUCAAUAGCCUUUGUUGGGGACUCGGUGAAAGGCACUGUCAAAAUCUUUAAUUACUUCUACCACGGGCCCACGCUGGCAACCAAUAACAGCACUCGGGUGCUUCUGGAGAUCAAGGAGUUAAUGGAGAAGGCUGCAAAUGCAACAGAGAGGCUGGGGAGUAGGACCAGCGAUGGGGCCCUUGUGGUGAAGCAUGUCACGCAUGUGUUUCUGCCCGAGUCUCUGGUCCUGUGUACCAGGGAGAGGCCUAUCCUCUGUCUCCUGCUCAUGCUGGGGACUCUGUGGUUGGGGUAUGCCCUCUACCAGCUGAGAAGGAGUCCUUAUCUGCAUGCCAAAGUGAGAGAGGUGGUGUCCGACUGUGCCUUACCCAUGGCUGUCGUUAUAUUCUCCUUCAUUGGUUCCUUCCUUUUCCUUGAUGUAGAGCUUCCUGUGUUCAACUUCCACAACGGGAAGAUCUUCAGGCUGGCCCAGUUUGACAAGCUGACGGGCAUGAACUGUCUGAGCGCUGUAGGCUUAGGCUUCCUCCUGGCGCUGCUCAUCUUCAUCGACCAGAAUAUUGUCAUAUCACUCACCCACGUCCCCGAAGCAAAGUUGUUGAAGGGAACUGCAUUCCACUGGGACCUGAUGCUGACCGGCUUUAUCAACAUCCUCAUGUCGUGUCUGGGUUUGCCGUGGAUGCACGCCGCAUUCCCACACUCCUCCCUGCACGCUCGUCAGCUGGCCAAGGUGGAGCUGCACGUGGAGGGUGGACACCUCUAUGAAACCAUUGUCAAUGUGAAGGAGACGCGGAUCACGGCUCUGACGGCUAACAUCCUGAUCGGCCUGUCAGUGUUCUUGUUACCCAUCCCUCUGCAGUGGAUCCCCAAGCCUGUCCUCUACGGCCUUUUCCUCUACAUAGCAGCCACCUCCCUCGACGGCAACCAGAUGUUUGACCGCAUGCUCCUCCUCCUCAAAGAACAGACUUCCUACCCUCCCACCCACUACAUUCGGAGGGUGCCCCAGAAGAAGGUGCACUUCUUCACAGCCCUGCAGAUACUGCAGUUGAUCAUCCUGUGUGCGUUUGGCAUGUACCCUCUGCCCUAUAUUAAGAUGAUCUUCCCCUUCUUGAUGAUCCUGCUCAUUCCCAUCAGGACUAACCUGCUGCCAAGGGUAAUUGAGGCGAAGUAUCUGGACAUCAUGGAUUCUCAGCACAUGUAGACAGACAGAGGGAGAACUCUGAAAGGACUGAUACCAAGGCCUUGAUUCAAGUUGUAUCGUUGAAGACCUGCGCUAAAGCUCAAUAGAAAUUUAAAGAUAAUGUUCCCGCAUUUGCGAAGACUGCAUUCAAAGAAGGUGCUGUCGGCUCGAUCAGAAAUUACCGUUCAUUUAAAAUCGCACUACAGUGCAAAUCUUCAGCUCUAUGAAUUGAUUUGAGCCCCCUGAAAUACAAAAUCUAUUUUGUAAACUGGGUCAAAGAUGUAUAAGGUAUUCAAAGUAGCAAAAAAAUAAAACAGCAAUUACAAUUCCCUUCAAAUCCUUUUUAUGUUCAUUGGAGUGUCAUAUAUGCCCUUAUAUUAGUUAUAUUCAAGAAUAAAGCCAAUAAAAAAAACGUGAUUCAUAUGAAUGUAACCUAGUAAAAUGUCAUUCAGUAUAACACUGUGUUAAAAAAAAAUGUAUGCCCAUUUUUCAUAAUCCCAAGGUUAUAUUCAUGCUUAGACUGGCAGAAAUAUAACUAGAAAAAACGCAGAAAAAAUGACCAUUAUUUUAUUUUGAAUACCACAUAUUUUAUGUGUCACAGGUACAACUCAAAAUCUAUUGAAGGUCUUUUACAAAAACUUCCUGCCUUACACUGAAAAAAAAUGGUAAAAUCACCGAAAAUAUCUUUCACUUCAUCCUUUGAGAUUUGUUUUUAUCUAUCUGAGGCAACAAAACAAAGUUAUUGCAUUUUAAUAUAAAAUACUGGUGUUAUACUGUACGACAAUAUUUUGUUACCCUGAAUGACACAUCACUACGGCCCAAAAAUAUUGAUUAAAUGUGAUUCCUUGAGCAACAACAAUAAUGCUAUGAAUGAUUAUUAGUAGCCACAAUAGUAUUUUUCAAGGACUCAGAUGGUUGAUCCAGUUCUGGAGGUGCAGGUUCAUGUUGUACUUGUACAAGUUGUUCAGGGGGCUGCUCAAGAGUUUGCUUCAGUGGAUACUGGAGUUAAGUUCAUCACCACAUUCAUUUGUUCGAUUCUUUCACGGUGCUUUCUCUAAUUUAAUCUCACAUUUUCCCUCUUUUUCAGCAUGAGAUUGCGUCAUUGUAUGGAUCGGUGGAUGAUCAGGAUAUACAUCUUUCUUUCUUCUCCGAUAGCUAAAAAACUAUAAUGUAAUAGUUAUGACACUGGCACAGAAUAGGAUUCACAUCCAUGAAAUGUUAUUAGUAGUCUAUUAAAAGUAGGCUAUACAAUGAUAACACUUAAUCAAAGUUUAAAAGUUAAAUCAACUCCCUCUCCUUUUCUCUUUCAAACAUGUUUUGUUACUAUUUCAUUGCUAAUGUUAAUAAUAAUCACUUUACUAUAAUUUGAGCCUAUGGCAACACUUUACGUGGAAUUAAAUUGCAUUAUUACACGAUUAUUACAUAAUAGUUAAUGUUAUAAUUAUACAUUGUUACACUGUAACUGGUAAAUUUAUAUUUAAUGCAGGUACACACAUGUAAUUCCAAGAUGGCUACAUAAAAUGGCCAUCAAACUACUUCAAUUCAAAUUUGUACAGUCUCGAUUUUUCAUAUAGUGCCCCAAAUGUGAAGCAGCAAUAAACCAAAAUCCAUUUUUAAUCCAUAAUCGUGUGUGUGUUUGUAAUAUUAUAUUAACUAAUAUACUCCAUCAGUUAUACCUUAACUGCAGUGCAAUAAAACAUUAGCUACAGUGUAAUAGUGCAACUUAAUGUUAAGCGUUAUCCAUCCAGCUUUAUAUGCUAUUGUAUCCUAUUCUGUUGCUGACAGUAGCAUGAAACAAUGAAAACAAUACUUUGCUUUUCUUCUGGCUAUUCUUUCCUCCCUAGCAACUGGAUCUGCAUUAAUCUGUUGUCUGUGCCGUGCAGCCCUCUUCUUAUUAGACAACGGCAUCUACAGUAUAAACAUAAUGUGCCUUGAAAUACCUUAAAAUGUCAUACAUUAGUUUACAAUGUUAAUAUUCAAUAUUCAAACAUCAAGUAAAUAUCAAUUGCAUGAUUAAAUGUUGUAAACUAGUGAAAACAUGGUAUAACAAAGCUACUGUCAUUCAGCAUAACGGUGACAAUGUGGUAUAACAUGAAACUUUUGUUGUGCUGAAGAACAAAAGCAUGAUACUUAAGGAUGGAUUUCAUAAAUAAACAUAUUUAACAGGCAGUUCCUUGGCCAUCUAAAUAAAUUAAUGACGUUGACCUAUAAAGAUUAUUCUUACUUUAUAUAUUUAAUAGAGCUUUUUAUAAAAUAAUAACAUUAAAAUAUUAUUUUCUGUAUUGUACUGAAGGACAUGCAUUUUCGUUACAAUGGUUACUAGAGGGUGAAAAGGUGAAAUCAUCAAAUAUUUCAGAGAGAUUUACUCACCUCAUCACAUUGAUAGGGUCUUCAAUGGGUCUUCUUUAUUACCAUCAUGUGAUAUGCUUAAAAAUGGCUUUUUACCUUUGUUAUACUGAAUGACUUUGAUGAAACUCAAAAUAUAUUAUAUUUUUUAGAUACAGUAUGUCGCCCAUUAUUCUAUAUAUUGUUGCAAACACUAACACAAUUAUGCCAUGGGUGUUCAUUUAUAUUUUUAGGAUGAUUUUUUUACAUUUUAAAAACACUUUUGUCAUUCAAAUUUUACCCGGAUAGUUACACUGAAGGACAUUUUGACAGUUUAGAGCUCAAUACCUCUCUUAAUUUAAUAGUUUGCAACACAAAUAUUUCUGGGUGAAAAGAAGGGUAAGAGUUGAGUGAUUAUUAUAUUCAUACAUAUUUAUCUUUUUCUGUUAAAUGAAUGGCCUUCGGACACCAAAUUUACACGUCUUUGACCCAGUACAUGUUAAGGCCCUUUGACUCCAAGAGUACUAGACUGUGACUGGGUUGCAACCGGUAGUUGACUGAAAUUGAAAUCUGGAUGGACCACAAUUUUCACCUUUUUUAUUUGUUACGUAUAAGCCGUGCUUCUACAUCUGCAUUGCUUGCUGUUUGGGGUUUUAGGCUGGGUUUCUGUAUAGCACUUUGUGACAUCGGCUGAUGUAAAAAGCGCUUUAUAAAUAAAUGUGAUUGAUUUACGUACAGUAGUUGCUUAAUCUAUGUAGUUGCUUUAUCUAUAUAGUUGCUAAAAUAUUUAACAUACUCUUUAACCUCUCUUCUCAUUGUUAUAUGAGAAAUUCUGUACAACACAAGGCAUUAUCUAAUUCUGCCCCUGACCCACAUCCUACCUUUAUAUAACAUGUUUAAGCUCAUUGUAUUGUUGUAUAUGAAUAAGGUAAACAUUUAGAAAGAUCAACAUUGUUUUGGUUUUAGGCCGGGAUCUGCAGAUAGUCAUGGUUGUUUAUAGUUCAAUAUUUUUGGUUACUUAUACAAAAUCAAUUCACAAUGAAUUGGCCAGAUUGCAAUGCAAUUGUGCCAUAACUUCAACAAUUACAAAGUAACAUACAGGAUAUUAAUAUAAAACAAACAAAUAUGUUGCACAGUAUACUGCUUUCCUGCUGUUUAAGCUGUUACCAAACGAAUAAAGCCUUUUAAAUUA
Oncorhynchus masou masou (cherry salmon) is the source of this 6160-nucleotide messenger RNA. It is a transcript of the gene slc4a11, whose product is annotated as solute carrier family 4 member 11. The transcript has 20 exons. Gene Ontology annotation, molecular function: solute:inorganic anion antiporter activity. The record is from RefSeq and is a predicted model, not a curated record. Gene Ontology annotation, biological process: monoatomic ion homeostasis; transmembrane transport; monoatomic anion transport. Lineage: Eukaryota; Metazoa; Chordata; Actinopteri; Salmoniformes; Salmonidae. Gene Ontology annotation, cellular component: plasma membrane; basolateral plasma membrane. The coding region runs from base 88 to 2664 and encodes 858 amino acids.